Boleophthalmus pectinirostris (great blue-spotted mudskipper) is the source of this 707-nucleotide messenger RNA. RefSeq names its product chromogranin A (gene chga). The coding region runs from base 60 to 707 and encodes 215 amino acids. The transcript is spliced from 8 exons. Gene Ontology annotation, biological process: negative regulation of catecholamine secretion; negative regulation of insulin secretion; defense response to bacterium. Gene Ontology annotation, cellular component: chromaffin granule. The record is from RefSeq and is a predicted model, not a curated record. NCBI's taxonomy places the organism in Eukaryota, Metazoa, Chordata, Actinopteri, Gobiiformes, Gobiidae.
CUGACAUUAAACUGCGCUAUUUUUCGAUUUUUGGAGCGAUUUUUCCCAUCUGACAAAGCAUGAUCGGCAGAGUGUUUGUCCUCUUUGCAAUACUGUGCACCAGCGUUCAUUCAUUGCCAGUGACUUCGGGUCAUCUGGAGAGUGAAGAUGUCAAGGUGUUGAAGUGCAUCGUGGAGGCAUUGGCCGACGUGCUGUCCAGGCCCCGCCCCCUGCCCGUCAGUCAGGACUGCCUGCUCACGCUCACUAACGAUGACCGGCUUGUUGCAAUCCUUCGACACCAGAACUUCCUGAAGGAGCUGCAGGAGAUCGCUCUUGGAGGCCAGAAGACAGCUCACGAAGACCCUCCCCUCCAGCAGAGAGCAGAAGACAGCCCGGAUCGAUCUAUGCUGCAGUCCGUGGGGGGGCCAGGGGAGCGGUCAAUACUGUCCCAGGAGAGGAGGGGGUCAGUUCAGAAGAAAUCAGAUGAUGAGGCUGAGAUCCCUCAUCACUCAAAAGAAAUCACAAACGAGGAAGUGAACGCAGAGCGGCGGAGCCCAGAGGAGGAGGAGCUACAGCUGCUCGCCCGCUCCGCAACAGAGGAGGAGGGCAGCGGCAACAAGAAGGAGUCAGAGAUAGAGAGCUUGGCCACCAUCGAGUCAGAGUUGGAGAGUGUGGCUCAGAAGCUGCACGAGCUGAGCCGUGCCGACAGGGGGCAGCAGCGAGCCUGA